AUGGGCAGGCCGGUGGUUUUUUGGCCCUUCGAACCCAGUUUCUCGCCAGUCGUGUGCACGCAGUGGGCUUCACUGGAAAGUCUUAGCUGCUCCACGGUUUUUGGUGACAGCAGAUUCGACAGCGGAUUCGCAACUCUCUCUAGCGAAGUGUCCAACACAGAUCCAGCCGGAGCGGUAGCAUCCGAUCAAUCAUACGUGCGUACAAACACCUCGGAAGUAGAGGAACUUGUAGCCCUCUAUGGCGAUGUAUCCAACCCGGAGUUCGAGCAACUAGGUGAGUAG
Dibothriocephalus latus is the source of this 282-nucleotide messenger RNA. NCBI's taxonomy places the organism in Eukaryota, Metazoa, Platyhelminthes, Cestoda, Diphyllobothriidea, Diphyllobothriidae. The record is from the annotation of a GenBank genome assembly.